Linum trigynum is the source of this 234-nucleotide messenger RNA. NCBI's taxonomy places the organism in Eukaryota, Viridiplantae, Streptophyta, Magnoliopsida, Malpighiales, Linaceae. The record is from the annotation of a GenBank genome assembly.
AUGGAGCUGGUCGCUUGCAGGAAGGAACUGGAAUGGAGCAAGAGGAUGGAGUCUGUUUCCAGCGCGGAAGAGAGGAACAACAAGGUGGAGACGUUGGAGAAUCAACUUGCUUCCCUUUUACCAGAAGGAGGUUUUUUUGCUUCUGAAAUUGUAGCAGCACCAGCACAGGCUCUAACCAUACAGCGUCACAAGGGAACACAAUCGGCACAAUCCUACUAUAUAGGAACGCAAUAA